Molecule: messenger RNA, 1274 nt
Organism: Rhincodon typus (whale shark)
Lineage: Eukaryota; Metazoa; Chordata; Chondrichthyes; Orectolobiformes; Rhincodontidae
Product: transmembrane protein 131-like
Exons: 12
Coding region: 15-1274 (419 amino acids)
Cellular component (GO): membrane
Source: RefSeq, a predicted model, not a curated record
ACAGACCAGUGGGAAUGCCAAAAAUGGAAAAAGUAUACUUGCACAACCCCAGCACAGAAGAUACAAUCAUUUUAGUAUCAAUAUCAGCAACAACAUCACACUUUCAUGCAUCAUUUUUUCAAAAUAGGAUUAUUCCACCUGGAGGAAACACUUCCUUUGAUGUAGUUUUUCUUGCCAGAGUAGUGGGAAAUGUAGAAAAUACUUUAUUUAUUAAUACGUCACUUCAUGGGGUAUUUACAUACCAGGUGUUUGGUGUUGGAAUACCAAAUCCAUAUCGCUUGCGCCCAUUUAUAGGGGCAAGAGUUCCUGUAAAUAGCAGUUUUUCACCUUUAAUAAAUAUACACAACCCUCACAGUGAACCUUUACAGGUAGUUGAAAUGUAUUCAAGUGGAGGAGAUCUGCACUUAGAACUUCCAACAGGUCAACCAGAAGGCCCUAGAAAAUUAUGGGAGAUUCCGCCCUAUGAAACAAAAGCUGUGAUGCGAGCCAGCUUUUCUUCAAGAGAAGCAGAUAAUCACACAGCGUUCAUCAGAAUAAAAACAAAUGCAUCAGAUAAUACAGAAUUUCUCAUUUUACCUGUUGAGGUGGAAGUUACAACAGCACCCGGAAUUUAUUCCUCGACAGAAAUGCUAGAUUUUGGCACAUUACGGACUCAAGAUCUUCCAAAAGUUUUAAACCUUCAUUUAUUAAAUUCAGGAGCAAAAGAUGUACCAAUAACAAGUAUUAAACCAACUCCACCAAAUGAAGCUGUUACAGUAGACUUUAAGCCAAUUACACUGAAGGCAUCAGAAACUAAAUAUACCAAAGUUGCAAGUAUUAUAUUUGAUGCUUCAAAAGCAAAAAGUGCAUUGCAGUUUUCUGGGAAAAUAGUGGUGAAGGCAAAGGAGAAAAAUUAUUCAAAACUUGAAAUUCCAUACCAAGCAGAAGUGUUAGAAGGGUACUUGGGUUAUGAUCAUGCAGCAACACUUUUUCAUAUCAGGGACAGCCCUACAGAUCCAGUGGAGAGGCCAAUAUAUCUAACAAAUACAUUCAGUUUUCCAAUCAUUAUACACAAUGUUUCUUUGCCAGAAGAUGCAAAGACAAUGUUUAAGAUUAAAAACUUCAGUGAGCCAGUUUCUGUUCCUCCCCACAAAGCACUCUACAUAUUUUCUCUCCAUUUUGUGGCUACCACUUCUUCCAUUCAUAUAGACAGCAACAUUUUGCUUGUCACAAAUGCAUCAAAAUUCCACCUCCCUGUGCGAGCCUAUACAGGGUUUUUAGAUAAUGAUGGGUAG